AUGGAGCGCCGAACGUACGAAAGUCCCAUGGAAUGGGAGUAUCAAGAUCGAGGCCCUCUGGAUGCCACUAGCCCAUUUUCUCAUGUUGCAAAGAGCAACACUCAGAACAGCUUCAGCUCGCCCAACAAAUUUGCAAGUUCCAAGCCGAAUCCCUUCUCCAGCCCUUCCAAACCGACCCUAUUCGCGGGCACCCCUUCGAAGCGCCCUCCACCCCCACCGCAGAUCUCUCUCUUCUCCCCCAGCAUACAGAGCAGCAACACAGCGUCGGCGUUCCGAAACCCGGCCUUCACUACCCCACGCAAACCGUUCGACGAGAGUUUAAUGUCGGAAGCUUCAGGCGCAGAAACGAGUCCCGCUCUGACGGAAAAUUCGGAACUUCCAGAUGACACUCCUGACGUUGACCGAUACGGAGACACAAGCAUGGGUACCAUUACUCCUUCUAAAGUCGACAAAAGCUUUCGCUACGGCAAGGCUGGUCUCCAGUCAUUGAAGCGUCAUGCACCAGGUAGAGGAGAGAUACCCAGGAGUGCACGAGAGUACCCCGCUAUAAGGAAGCGGAAGCGACACAACCUGGACAAAGACGUCGGAAGCGUACGGUAUCACGCAUCACAGGAUUGGGAUGACUCGCAGGACGACUCGGACGAUUACGGAUCUCGCUUGGCGGCUGCUCGCGGCGCUAAGGGUAGCAAGAAGAGGAAGAACGGUCGCGGCUGGAUCAGCAACCUAUUCCACACUCUGGAGGAACACCCGAACGCACCAGAGAACCUCUACCGCUGGAUCCAGCUUCUCGUCAAUUGCAUCAUUGUCUCGGCCUUUGUCUUCUUCUGCUGGUCCAUCUUAGAUACGGUUCGGUCGGAUAUCCGGACCGCCAACGACGCGGCUCGUUUGGAAAUCGAGAACAGGAUGGCUGAAUGCCAGACAGAAUACCGGCUGAACGAAUGCGCCAAAAAGGACCGGCCUGCGUUGAAGGCAAUGUGCGACGAGUGGGCUGAGUGCAUGAUCCAGGACCCCUCUGCGAUCAUGAGAGUUCGAGUCACCGUUAAGCAAAUCGCGGAAAUCAUGAACGAGUUCGCUGGUGCCAUGCAAAUCAAGGCCUGGGUGUUCUUCUUCGGCAUACUUCUCUUGUGUAUCCUCGCCAACAAUCUGACGCUGGGUCGUAUGGCGAACAAUGCCGGUCCCACCCACCCGGCGCCGUCGCACCGCGCUGCGUCUGGGCCCGCUCCAGAGCCGUCGGUGAUCCCGGAACCAUCUCAGGCGUACAUGUGGGUUCCAAUUCAAACACCGUCGCACCGCCGCCACAUUCAGUAUGACAACGACGACACCGAUACGGACGCAUCGCCGCCGAAAAUGAAGUCGAUCAUGCCGCCUCGCACGCCGUCCGGACGUCGUAGUCCAAGUAAGAGCGAUCGGGAUCGAUUGCGGAGCCCGACUAAGUAUGGAGGACUCAGCCCCAUCAAGGGUUACUAA
Molecule: messenger RNA, 1467 nt
Organism: Colletotrichum higginsianum IMI 349063
Lineage: Eukaryota; Fungi; Ascomycota; Sordariomycetes; Glomerellales; Glomerellaceae
Product: Di-sulfide bridge nucleocytoplasmic transport domain-containing protein
Exons: 3
Coding region: 1-1467 (488 amino acids)
Biological process (GO): lipid homeostasis; nuclear envelope organization
Cellular component (GO): nuclear membrane; nuclear envelope
Source: RefSeq, a predicted model, not a curated record